AUGUUAUCCCAAACGCAUCUUAUAAAAGAUUGCAUUGGUUCGAGAGUAUCUCAUGAUAGACAGUUGACAAUUUUACAAAGGAUUUCUUUAUUUUUUAUUUUUGUAGAUUUUUUAACACUUAUUUAUUUAUUUAUUUUUUCAGUGGGGAAGAUAACCUGUUUCAAAACGUUUUCGGCACUCAACAGUAUAGUUUUUACAAAUAUUCCUUCACCUAAAGAUAAUGUCCAUAGCGAGUACUACUUUGGAAAAUGUACGACUCGUUACAAAAAGCUGUUUUUACAUGACCAUUAUACUGCAGACGAAAUUCAAGGAGCUAUCAUUGUUCGGGGCCAUCUUAACGUAACGGAUGAGAUCAGAAGACCGAACUGCGUCUACAUAAGAGCGACUUCGGCUGUUAGUGACAUGGUUAGAUACCAGGCCUACAAAUUCGCCCUAUGUUUUGCUAGAAUAGUCCACAAUUACAGCGGCGAAAUCUUCGAAUAUAAUUACUACGAAUGGUUCUUACCAGUGGAAAUUCAAGAUGGCAUUGAAUGGGACAUAUUUUUCUACGAAGUUCUUUAGACUUAUAUGACCUUUCACUAGCUUUCACCUAGCCCUUAAAAUUUAAGUGUCCCCUUAACCAAAAUAAGGGACACCUAUUGUAAGUUUUCAUUUCAAAAACGGUUAAGUGACACCUAAAACUUUAAGUGACAUACGUUUUUUGUACCGUCCUGUGUAAACUACUGCCCACGAAUUAAAAUCAAAAAUAGUUUUUGCAAAGUACGCUGAAAAACAGCAGUAUUCAUUCAUUCACCCUACAAAGGACCAAAAAAAUUAUUUAUAUUUUUUCUGUUUAAUUUAGUUGUUAAUAUUUCUUUGUUGUACAUAAACUA
Helicoverpa zea (corn earworm) is the source of this 872-nucleotide messenger RNA. RefSeq lists its product as uncharacterized. The record is from RefSeq and is a predicted model, not a curated record. Lineage: Eukaryota; Metazoa; Arthropoda; Insecta; Lepidoptera; Noctuidae. The transcript is spliced from 4 exons. The coding region runs from base 1 to 561 and encodes 186 amino acids.